AAAUAUUUAUUAGACUAUGACAUUUACAACAAGACCAUUAAAACAUCGUAUUUUUCUCGGAGGCUAUAUGGGAUUAGAACGGAAAUCAAGUUCACGCAUGUCAAAUCAAAAGUUGUAACCAAGGAAAGAUCUUUUUCAACACAAGCAAAUCUGCAACAUAAACAACACACAGAAAAAUGUCUGAAGUAGAAGAAACAUUAAAGAGGAUUCAAGGCCAUCGUGGGGUCAUAGGAACUAUUGUUGUUAAUAUGGAAGGUAUUCCCAUCAGAACAACCCUUGACAAUUCUACAACAGUACAGUAUGCUGGUCUGAUCACACAACUGACAUCAAAAGCCAGAAGUACAGUCCGUGACAUUGAUCCACAGAAUGACCUCACAUUCCUUAGGAUACGAUCGAAAAAACAUGAAAUUAUGGUUGCCCCUGAAAAUGAAUAUUUGUUGAUUGUCAUCCAGAAUCCUGAUGCGGUGUAAGAGUUGUCUCCCAUAAGUAUACAAGAAAAGGAGUAUACAUUGAUCUGCAUACAAUCACCAUACGACAAUUAGACUGUGGAAACUUACAUCUGGAAGAAAACUUUCAAUAUUUCUUGUUUUAAUGUUAUAUAAUAUGUACAAUUUGUCUAAUGUAUUUACGUUUCAACUUUGUGACCAAAAUUAAGCAUUAAUUUAAUUCAUUCUAAAAAGGUUAUUUAUUGGUCAAUAUGUGAAAUUUAUCAUUAAUACACAUAUAAAAAAAUA
Mytilus trossulus (common blue mussel) is the source of this 734-nucleotide messenger RNA. RefSeq names its product dynein light chain roadblock-type 2. The transcript has 5 exons. Gene Ontology annotation, molecular function: dynein intermediate chain binding. Gene Ontology annotation, biological process: microtubule-based movement. The coding region runs from base 177 to 470 and encodes 97 amino acids. NCBI's taxonomy places the organism in Eukaryota, Metazoa, Mollusca, Bivalvia, Mytilida, Mytilidae. Gene Ontology annotation, cellular component: centrosome; cytoplasm; cytoplasmic dynein complex. The record is from RefSeq and is a predicted model, not a curated record.